AUGACACAUACGCAAUUGUUGCGCGUAAUAGGUGCGUAAUAGACCGAUCAGCUGGACCUCAGCCAGGAACAAAAAAUUGUUCGAUUAAACAAAGAAAAUAUUUGCACCUAGAUGCGCAUUGAGUGCACCGCGCGCAAGAAAGUACAAACUGCGUAUUACGCAUCCUGUGUCACGGUUUUAUAAAACGAGUCGCGAAGCGCAUUGACAGCUCAUUUGUGUCGCUGAGUUUAAGAUCGCCAGAUCGAAAAGACGCUAACGUAAACAUGAGUGCGCAGUCAUCAGUCAACGAAUCUCAAGUAGGAGCCGCCAAUUCGGCGAUAUCCAUGCCUGGCCUUGAUCUCGACGAAUGGAAUGCCUUCAAGGCAAAACACAACAAGAAAUACGAGACCGUUGAGGAGGAGAAAAAGAGGAUGACAAUUUAUCUCGAGAGUAAGGAAAAAAUUGCUAAGCAUAACGCCGAUUUCGAGAAGGGACUUACCACUUUUAAAAUGGGCAUCAAUCAUUUCGCGGAUAUGACUCCCGAGGAAAGGAAGAUGGGACAUUGAUGAUGCUGUGAACUUGGAGGAUUUCUAGUAUUACAUGUUUCAAAAUUUUCAAAUUUUUUUCUUUCCGUUAACGUCUUUCCUUUGGCUUGUAAUAUUCUUCACCGUGCCGCAGAAAUUCACGCAAAACAUACGACAUAUUUAUUUGGUUUUUAUUCCGUCUUUUCACCGGAUUCGCGCAGGUGCAAAAUUUGUGUAAACUAGUCGUUCCGACAAUGAAAUAUUAUACGAUACUUAUGAAAACAUAUAUUAUAUAUCUAAAAAGUUUUACACUUUUAUGCAUUUUUAAACCGUUUUACGAUAUUUUGUAAAAUUAUAU
Messenger RNA from Neodiprion fabricii, 861 nucleotides. Its product is annotated as protein CTLA-2-alpha-like. The record is from RefSeq and is a predicted model, not a curated record. The coding region runs from base 264 to 545 and encodes 93 amino acids. Lineage: Eukaryota; Metazoa; Arthropoda; Insecta; Hymenoptera; Diprionidae. The transcript has 3 exons.